AUGCUUCUAAACAACACAGAAUAACUAAAUUAAAAAUUUUAUGUUGAUUUCGCCAAUCCAACUAUAAGAGAUUUCAUCAUCCCAUUAAAUGUAGGAAAUGAAGCAACAUAAAAAUAACAAAGCGGUUUUAAUAUGGAGACUAAACUACACUUAGCAAUAAUACUUGAGGAUUAUUAGUAUAAUAAAGGCGACAAAAUAUAAAUUUAUUUGGGCAAUGUUGGAUCUCAGCUAAAUGCACUAGGUGAGUCAACUUUAGUUGAGAAUAAAACUUAAAAUAUGAAGAUUAUACCCUUGGGCAUUUAAUAAGCACAGUUGGUAACAGAAAAUAUCUAUAAUAAUAAGAACAUUGAUGAGGGUGAUAAAAUUUUGAAGUCUCCAUAGAUUUAAAAGCUCUUAAUGUCUAGGAAGAGCUAUGAAUAACACAAAAAAUGCUAAAUUAAACUUCAGUUUAAAUCCCAAAAAAUAGACUCAUACAUUUAAACUAAAACAAAAGAAAGAAAUACUGAAUGCAUGAUUGAACAGUAAAUUACGAAUCAAGAUAGACGAGGGAAACUCUAUAAAUAGAUGAAAUCAGAUAGAGAAGAAAGAUUAAUUGAUUAAAAAGUAGUUCAAUAAAAUGCAUAACUCAGAUAAUAAUACCAUUUGCUAGUUUAAGCUUUUGAUUUCCAUGAAAUAUCUUUGCAUUAUCGUUAAAAAAUGGUUAAUUGGAUGCUAUAAGUGUUAAGAGUGCUUAAAGUUGUUUCUCCUAAGACAUUUAUGCUAUCUGUAUAAAUAAUGGAUAAAUACUUUAUUUAAAACUAUGAGCUAUCUAAUAAGAUAAGUAAAGAAGAUUUGCACUUGAUAGGUAUGACAAGUAUUAUUAUAAGUUCAAAAUUUGAAGAUGUAUCUCCAAUUGAUAUUGAUGAUUUAGUUGUAAGAGCUGGUCAUUUGAAAAUUCAAAAUAUUUAUGCAUUGCAUCAGUGA
This is a messenger RNA of Stylonychia lemnae, 963 nucleotides long. NCBI's taxonomy places the organism in Eukaryota, Ciliophora, Spirotrichea, Sporadotrichida, Oxytrichidae. The record is from the annotation of a GenBank genome assembly.